Penicillium taxi is the source of this 1062-nucleotide messenger RNA. RefSeq names its product DUF92 domain-containing protein. Bases 1 to 1062 code for a protein of 353 amino acids. NCBI's taxonomy places the organism in Eukaryota, Fungi, Ascomycota, Eurotiomycetes, Eurotiales, Aspergillaceae. The record is from RefSeq and is a predicted model, not a curated record. Gene Ontology annotation, cellular component: membrane. The transcript is spliced from 4 exons.
AUGAGGUCCGUCAUCGGUAUUCCAGCAGUGCUCGCUCUUGUGUAUCGUGCCUGGUCUCGCAAGUCACUGACGCCACUGGGUCUGGUGGUGGCCGGAGCGUCCGGGGCCGCACACGUCUUGCACCCAUGGUCAACACCCUUUGCCCUGCUCGCGAUAUUUUACUUCGGAGGCACGAAGGUGACCAAGGUAAAACACGAAAUCAAAGCGCGGUUAACACUCUCAGCCAGCGGCGCAGAUGGUGAAGGUCCUCGGAAUCAUAUCCAGGUACUGGCCAACUCAGUCGUUGCAACAGUGCUUAGUAUAGCUCAUGCGAUCGUUCUCAACAACUCGUCCUCGGAUUCGUGUUUCUCUCUCGGCCACAAUGCGGCGGAUAUCCUCAUGGUUGGAAUAGUGGCAAACUACGUCGCCGUCGCCGCUGACACCUUCUCCUCAGAACUGGGCAUCCUAUCCAAAUCCAAGCCUCGUCUCAUUACGUCCCUGAACCUGCGUGAAGUGCCUCCGGGUACAAACGGCGGUGUGACUGCCGCUGGACUCGGAGCUGGUCUACUUGGGUCAUUCACUGUCGCUCUUACAUCUGGAAUCUUGCUUCCAUUCUGUCCAGGGAGAUCGGGGAUUAAGGAGCGUGCGCUGUGGACUGUGGCUCUGACAUUCUGGGGCUUGUUGGGAAGUGUGCUGGACAGUGUUCUUGGUGGGCUUCUACAGGCGAGUGUCGUGGAUAAAAGAAGUGGCAAAGUCGUAGAAGGUAACGGCGGUCAAAAGGUUCUUGUUCAUCCUGCUGCCACCAAGCCAGGCAGUUCGGAGAGUACAUCCGCAGAAUCCACAGGCAGUCAACCCCACUCAGCCGAACCUGGUGCCAGUUUACGAAGCAGCCGUGCGACGGGCGCACAGGUGGGACCUCACAGUGAUGCAAGUCAUGAGAGCCGACGUAUUGAAAGCGGCCAUGAUUGGCUAGAUAACAACGGGGUGAAUGUGCUUAUGGCGGCCACUAUGAGCUUGGGGGCCAUGGGAAUUGCCCGGAUCGUUUGGGGCGUGGAUGUUCGAGAGCUACUACAAUUGGCCUAG